Molecule: messenger RNA, 570 nt
Organism: Prunus armeniaca (apricot)
Lineage: Eukaryota; Viridiplantae; Streptophyta; Magnoliopsida; Rosales; Rosaceae
Source: the annotation of a GenBank genome assembly
AUGGAGAGUCACCUUCAACACAAAAUACAGAAAUACGAGGAAUUCGUGGAUGGACGCCUCAAACCAGACCUUGUUCGCGCCAUUGCUCAACGGUACCGUUUUAAUACACUUCCGACCUCUGCUUUCCUGAAAGCCGUUUUCCUAGGGUUUUGUUUUGUGAGCAUUACCCAGCUCGAGCAGAGCAGGACAAGGUGUUUGAGCAACAAAAAGUUUUGUGUUUACUUGACUUUUGUUAGCUCGGAUUUGCGGAACAACAUUGAGAAUUUGGAGAAAAACAGUGUAACCAGUCUUAGGACUUUGGUUAACCUUGGCUCUGAAGUCUAUAUGCAAGCUGAUGUGCCGGAUACACGACGCAUUUUUGUAGACAUUGGACUAGGAUUUCAUGUGGAGUUCACCUGGUCUGAAGCUUUAAAUUACAUAUCUCAAAGAGAAGAAAAGAUAGCCAGGCAAAUUGAAGAGUAUACUAACCUUAUUGCAUCGAUCAAAGCCCAGAUAAAGCUGGUAUGCGAAGGGAUCCGAGAAUUACUCCAGCUUCCAGCAGAGAAACGUGCCCCAGAGCGAAUUUUUUGA